GAUGACUACGCCAGUGAAGGUCUAUUAUAGCCAGACGACGCAGACGGACAUCCGACCCCUAAUUGGAACAAGUCUAAGAAGGAGGCGUGUGAUGACUAAAGAUGGUCGGAGCAAUGUGCGUAUAGAUCAUAUCGCCGAUAAGAGCUUUCUCUACCUCAAAGACCUGUGGACAACUUUUAUUGACAUGCAGUGGCGUUAUAAGUUGCUCCUAUUUUCGGCAACAUUUGCAGGAACCUGGUUUGUUUUUGGUGUAAUUUGGUACUUGGUGGCUCUAAUACAUGGAGAUCUCCUGGAAUUCAAUGCUCCGGCAAAUCACACACCAUGUGUCAUGCAAGUCCACACUUUAACCGGUGCAUUUCUUUUCUCUCUAGAGUCUCAAACCACCAUAGGUUAUGGUUUUCGCUACAUUAGCGAAGAAUGUCCUCUUGCAAUAAUUCUGCUUAUUACUCAGCUGGUCCUCACCACCAUUAUGGAAAUAUUCAUCACUGGAACAUUUCUGGCAAAAAUUGCUCGUCCCAAGAAAAGAGGGAUGACCAUUAAAUUCAGUCAGAGUGCUGUGGUAGCUCAGCAUGAUGGCAAGUUAUGUCUCAUGAUUCGGGUGGCAAACAUGAGGAAAAGUCUAAUGAUUGGUUGUCAAGUAUCGGGAAAGCUCCUCAAGACACACUUAACUAAGGAAGGUGAGAAUGUACAUCUGAAUCAAAUCAAUGUAAACUUUAAUGUUGACACAUCCUCUGAUAGCCCUUUUCUAAUACUACCACUCACUUACUAUCAUGUGAUCGAUGAUGCUAGCCCACUGAAAGAUGUAGCAAUUCGUUCUGGAGAAGGGGACUUUGAGCUGGUAGUCAUUCUCAGCGGAACAGUGGAAUCCACAAGUGCCACCUGUCAGGUGCGCACUUCAUAUCUCCCAGAAGAGAUACUUUGGGGUUAUGAGUUCAGCCCAGUACUUUCUCUGUCUUCUAGUGGGAAGUAUGUGGCUGAUUUCAGCCUCUUUGACCAGGUUCUCAAGGUGUCACCACCAUGCUGCUUUCAUGAAACUGUUCGAUAUGGGGAUCAAGAAAAACUGAAACUGGAAGAGUCACUCAAAGAGAAGACGGAGAAGGAUGGAAGUCCCUUGAGUGUUAGGAUUAGCAACGUUUGAUACAGGGAAUGACUGGACAUGGAAAUGAAGCAUCGAAACUCUACUGUAGAUACUUGGCCAUUCUUGCCAGGUUUCCAAUGCACUGCCUUAUGUUCUAAAAACACAAAUAGAAAACUCUUAGCAAACCCACCAUAUGAAUGUUUCUGAAACACUUCACUUGUACUGUAGUGAGAUUUAAAAAAGGGCAUUUAUAUCUAGAGAGGAACAGGUGUAAGUAGUGUAGAUAGAAUACAUUAUUUAAAAUAUAGCAAGACAAAUGGACCCUAUGGAUUAGUGGAUUCUCUAUUGUUAGCAGGUACCAUAUAUUUUUAUAAUCUACAUUUUACCACAUUUACUGCGUAGAGUGAAAUAGCAAUCCGCAAUUUCUGAGCUAUACAUUUUGAUAUUAAAACAAAGAAACAAACACCAUAACCAGUGCAUAUAAUAUGUUUAAGAGAAACUCUAUGGCUAAUGGUGGUUGACUAUGGCUCCAGGAGGGUACCUCAUGAAAAAAAAGAUAUAAAACAAUACUGUUAAAAGUGAAACAAGGAGGGAAAAUAACAUAUGAAAGAGGUGUUGACUUUCUUUGGUCAGUGUCACAUCAAUGGGAAUUGAUGGUCAUAUUAGCAGAACGCCCAACAAUUGCAAACUGUAGGUGUCCUAGAUGCACCAGUAUGAAGAAGUGAAAUUUAUCCCACAGUAGUUACAAAUCACUCAGUUGUGCAUCGGCCAGGUAAGUUCCCAUAAAAACCUUUCACUAGAUAUUUCAUCCUGAUUCCUGUAUUUGGAAGGACACCCUUACCUGAUCUUGCAGGAUCACAGUCACACAGCAGGAACUGAAAUUACGUUAUGCUUGUUACAGAUGUUUGUACCAUUUUGCACAACGAAUGGUUACAGGAAAAAGAACAUAAACUAAAAUGAAAACGGAAAAGACAUUUUCAUGAAACACCCUUUGAAAUAGGUUAUUCAGAAAAAUUGAGGAGUUUACAAAUCAAAGGAUAACAUGCAUAUUUUCUUAAAUCUAUUUAUACUAAUGCAGCACAUUAAAUAUGAAUGUAAACAAUACUCUAACUCUAAUUCAAUACUCGAAGUCUCUUCUUACAUAAACUGAACUAUUUCAAAAGUAAAGGGAACUGUAUACGAUGUCAUACCAGCUCCCAGACAAUGCUAUUGAGAAUAUAUUUCAGAGCACAACAUGGAAAUCUGAAAAUCUGUCAGCCAAUACACAAACACACCUACAAAAUCUAUAACUGGAUAUCAAAAGACCUGUUUGGUGCUGUCGUCUUGCACCACAUAUCCAGGAUAAACUCUUGUAGGCUAAACAAAAUAUAUUAGGCAAAUUAUGAAAAUGUCUGUGUGUAAUUUUUUUGUUCUUACGAUGUAUGUAAAUAACAAACAAUUACAAUUGGAAUCAAUUUGGCAUACAUUAAGGCCAGCAGAGAUUAGUGAAAGAGGAAGAAACAUCACAACAGAUGAAAGGCCCUAUUGUCCACGUCCAAGUAAUCAGAACAUCUGUUUUUUUAUGGAAAAGAAAGAAAAAGGAGAAGUAUCAAUGCGUGACAAUACUAUGAAACCUGGCAAAUUUCACAUAUAGGAAACAAAUGGAAACAAACUUUAAGUGAAAUGAACAAUCUGUGCAUUGUUAUGGUGCUUGGAGUUAAACUUGACUAUAAUGACCUUCCUGGCCCUUCUGUCUUCUUCUCUGGCCCGGCUUCGAUGAGGAAGUCUUUCACUGGGAGCAGCUGAUAGGAUUACAGAGUCUAAUGUAUUUUUCUCAAUGGGAGCCCAGUGACAGACUUAAAGUGUCAACUGAUGUAUUUAGCCCACCGCUGUCACCUAGUGAUAAGGCUUUCUUAUUCAGUCAGAUCAGGAGAACUUGUGCAACCAGGACUACUUUGGAGUUAAACCAUUUUUAAACAGUUUAAUCCGUUAAGACAAGACUGCCUUGGACAUCCAGGCACCAUAUCAACUUCAUUGAGACAAUGUUAUGGUACCUGGAGUGUCCCUUUUAACAGUGUGUCCUUACUUGGAUUAUAAGGUAGACUAUUAUGUAUGUUCCAUGGUUUCAUCAAUUGACAAGGAAGACUGAGAAAGAACCAAGCAAAAUGCAAAGUAGAAAGUAAAGCUAUGUAAAUAUAACUCCAAUAUGAUGCAUUUUUUGUUAGAAUUUUCUUCAAGGUACAAAGUUAGCUAAAGUCUAAACAUUUAUACAUUCUCUGCAUAUUAACUCCAGUGGUUUAUGGUAGUUUACUGUCAAGGCACCAGCUUGAUGAUGAUGAUGAUGAGUGCAAUCAGUUGGAUGAUGGAUAGAAAGAUAGAUAGAUAGACAGAUAGAUAGAUAGAUGGAUAGAUAGAUAGUGAGAAGGAGAAGACUACAAUAUGAGAGAGUGACAGAAGAGGACUCCUAUAGAUCUGUCUGGCCAGUAUGGAGGUAGUGGUGUUCAGCAAUGGUGGAUUCUUUGUUUGACUAAAAGGGAGUAAAUUGGAUCUGAAAAGGCAAAACAAACUAAGCAAUGGUUGUUAGAGGGAUGUGGUUGGUGAACUUCUAAAUGGUUUUGAGUGCAAAAAAAAAAAACUUGGUCCCUAAUGCUGAUAUGGAACCAAUGUGAAUGUAGCACUAAUACAAAGAGACAUUGAAACGUAGGGAUAUGGCAGCACAAUGUGUUAUGGCAAAAGGCAGAUAACCGUAGAGCGGAGAUGGUUAAAGUCAUCAUGGGAAAUGUAAAACUGAUUUUUAGAUUAUUCUUACAGCCUCUCUAAUAUUUAGAGUCAUUAAGCAUGAGUCAUGUACAGACGUUGGUGGUUUAUAUUAACAGUGUGUAUAAGUAGACUGUACAGGCCUUUCCAAAUCUCCUGUAACCUUUCUCAAGAAUGAAAUCAAGGCAGUUGGGACCAAGAAAGAAUUAUUAACGGACAAUGUAGACCCUUGACCACACAAGCAGGCCUAAGGUAUGAAUAAUGCACAGGUAAGAUUGGAGGGAUAUUAUAGUUAUUAUUUAUAAGGCGUUAACAAAUUCAGCAGCACUGUACAAUAGGUGGACUAACAAAACGAGUAGAUCCAACAAGACAUGUUAGACAGGAACAAAAGCUGCUGAAUGAUCUUUACGGAAAUUACAUCUAAUGGAAAAGUAAGUUGGUAGAAGCGUUUACAAUGAAGGCUUAGUUUAUUAGAUUGACGCAGUCAUAGGAAAGAAGGUUUAAUGAACUGUGAGGAGAGAAAGAUGUUAAGAGUUUAAUUGAUAUGACUUCUUGAAACAAUUAGGUUUUCAGUGAUUUUCUUUUGUUUUGUUUUUUUAGUAAAGGAGACUGGAUCGGAGUCUAAUGAAGCAGGGAUAGGAGUUCCAAGGGGAGUGGUGUAGUCCUAGAAAAGUCGUUAAGGAUUGAGACAGACAUGCGAGUAUAAAAAAAGGAUAGACAUAGGUCAUUGCAGAGGGUUAGACAGCAGCAGUGUUAUGAAACAGAUUUGUAUGUCAGCAUCAGAAUUUUAACUUGAGCCCUUUGGGAAGCCAAUUUAAUGACUGACAGUGAGGGGAGACAUGGGAGGUACGGGAGGACAGGAAGAGGAGCCUUGCCACAUCAUUCAUCAUAGAGUGUGGUGGGGCAAGCGGAGAGCAUGUAAGACAAGUGAGACGUGAAUUGCAGUCGUCAACGCAGGAGACGAUGGUGACAUGGAUGAGCACCUUAGCCAUAUCUGGUGUUAGGUAGGGGCUAAGGUCGUGGGCUAUGUUUUUGAGAGAGAAGCAACAUGAUUUGGCAUUGAAUGGAUGUGAGGGGUGAAGGAGAGAUUGGAAUCAAAGAGAACACUAAGGCGGCAAGCCUCCGAGGUAGACCUGUUGGUAGUUUCGUUGGCCCGGAGGGAAGCGGACACUGGAAUAGCUGUGUUUAAAGGCGGAAAAUAGAUAGUAUACAUGUUUUCAUAAAUGCAGGCUGUGCCAUAAACAAAUACACUUUCCUCAGAGCAUACUUAUAAAGUUACAUUACUUUUUCAGCCAUAUGAAUACAAGAAAUGACUGUACCCCAUUAAUUUUCAGUGUGUGCCUUGCACGGAGAUAUUGGUACAUAAUGUUCCAUUUACAGUAGAACUGUUGAACAAGCAUUGUGCCUCACUGUAAUUGAGAAAUAAAUGAGAGCGCUAAGAGGUGUACCACACAUAACAAAAGAGUCAUAGAAUAGAGGGGAUAAUCAUCUGGAUUUAGUGAAUAAAUGGCAACAUCCCUCUGUACGAAUUUUAUGUUGAGAAAUAAAAUGAGUGUAGAAUUGUGUACUUAUUUAAUCUUUUUUUUAUGCUACUUAUGCCACUGCAAAUGAUCAAUAAAUAAAAGGGUUAUGACUUAGGCAUAUUAAAACAAUAAACGUAAUAAAAUUGGCACAGAAAGUGCCUUGAUCUGUAAAUAGCAUGCAAUUUGUCACCAUAAAAAGUGAAUCCAAUAUUUGUACUGCUUAAAAGGCACACAUGAAACAUUAAGAUGCAAAUAUCACAUAAUUCUCAAUUUCUCAG
This is a messenger RNA of Pelobates cultripes (western spadefoot toad), 5615 nucleotides long. Lineage: Eukaryota; Metazoa; Chordata; Amphibia; Anura; Pelobatidae. The record is from the annotation of a GenBank genome assembly.